Messenger RNA from Linum tenue, 232 nucleotides. The record is from the annotation of a GenBank genome assembly. Lineage: Eukaryota; Viridiplantae; Streptophyta; Magnoliopsida; Malpighiales; Linaceae.
GUUCAAAAAACAAAGGAGCUUUGGAGCUCUGGUUGCUGCUGCAAAAAUGGCUAAUAGUGAUUUUAGAAGAUUUGAACUAGUCGUUCGAUGGAAAUCGGAGAAAGUAGAAGAUAAUUUGGGCGUCAAAUUCGUUGGUGGUAGUAGUUUUCAGAUGACGAUUCCAUCCAGGGUCACAUAUCAUUAUCUUUGUGAGAAUCUAAUUCCGAGAAUACGGCGUAGAGACGAAGCAGUA